Histoplasma capsulatum G186AR is the source of this 1902-nucleotide messenger RNA. RefSeq names its product auxin efflux carrier superfamily. The coding region runs from base 1 to 1902 and encodes 633 amino acids. The record is from RefSeq and is a predicted model, not a curated record. Gene Ontology annotation, cellular component: membrane; endoplasmic reticulum. The transcript is spliced from 8 exons. NCBI's taxonomy places the organism in Eukaryota, Fungi, Ascomycota, Eurotiomycetes, Onygenales, Ajellomycetaceae. Gene Ontology annotation, biological process: transmembrane transport.
AUGGCGGAUCUGCACCCGCGGGCCAAACCCGUGGAUCCAAUGAUGCUCCAUACUAGCACAUACUACCACCGAUAUCAGGCAGGCAUCCCGACCUCGGAGCCCUGGAGACAGCUGUCCUUUCUCCACCGUUCAACAGCCCUGGACCAAUUUGCGCGUCGCCUGGCCGCACACCACCAAGUCCCGGCCUGUGAUUGGCCAGAUCCACUGCUUGGCACACGCAGCACGUCACCAGCCACAGGACCCUUGAACAUGUACCUUAUCGGUACCUUUACACGCCUUCACCGCGGUCGAGGUACCUAUAUGGUACAUCCACACCCUGCUCUCCGCCGCAUCAUCAAAACCAACAUGUAUAGUUACCAACAACAACAACAUCUCCAGACUCCCCGGCUCCAGGCUCCAGGUGUCCAGACUCCUUGCUGCACGAUGCUUUUUACCUCCCCUACCUCCUUUGUAAACGCGCAUAUCCUCCACAACUCCUCCCACUCCUCCUCCUCCUCCAUCUCCUCCAUCUCCGCCCUCAACCAGCAUGUAGCCCAGCAACACCUGGCCGCCGCCGCCGCUGGCUGGCUUUCUCACUCUUCCCUCUUGCUCAACACCGCUGCUUCUCCGCAGGCUGCUCAACCUCCGCUGCCGCGGCUUGUCAUCCUGGUCCUGUCCGCAGUCCUCGAGAUCGUCUGCGUCAGUCUCCCCGGCUAUAUCCUAGCCCGUAUGGGCAGGUUUGAUGCGGAGGCCCAGAAAUUCGUCGCCAAUCUCAAUGUCGCACUGUUUACCCCAUGUCUCGUCUUCACAAAACUCGCCUCCCAAUUAACCGCGGGAAAACUGACAGACCUGGCCAUCAUCCCUUGCAUCUUCGCGGUCCAGACUGCGGUCUCCUAUCUGUGUGCCUCCGUGGUCUCUCGGCUGUUCCGCUUCAACAAGCCCCAGUCCAACUUUGUGGUCGCCAUGGGCGAAGAAAUCGCUGCCGCCCGCAUCCGCAGUUCCGAACCAUAUACUGACGAACCGGACAAUGCCACAACACCUGAAUAUAGCCAGACACUCAUAGACACCACCGAUAGCGAUAAUGUCGAACAUGCCGCGCCCAGCGCUUCAUCGAGCCAAUUCUCCACGCACCAAAUGCCAGAACCCCAGCCCCAACUUGAAGAACAACUGCCAACCCCCCCAAGCUGGCGCUACCCGCUCCAUAAACUCGGCUACCAUGUUAAAUUCACCUCCCGCACCCUGGCAACAGCCCUCCACACCCGAUCCAAAGCCCUCUUCCACCGCCUCCCCCUCCCGGUCCAAAAACUCAUCUGCACCAUCUCCCAUAACCUCGCCCGCUUCCUCUGCGGCCUAUGGUCCUUCAUGAACCCACCGCUCUGGGCCAUGCUAGCCGCCAUAAUCGUCGCCUCCAUCCCGUCCCUCCAACUCGUCUUCUUCAACCCAAGCACCUUCAUCAACAACUCCGUCACCCGCGCCAUCCAGCAGAGCGGCAACGUCGCCGUGCCCUUGAUCCUCGUCGUACUCGGCGCUAACCUCGCCCGCAAUACCCUCCCCGACCCCACCACCACCACCAUCACAUGCAGCGCGCCCGACCUCUACCAGCGCGAGGAGCGCAACCUCAUCGUAGCCUCCCUGCUCGCGCGCAUGUUGCUGCCCACCUUGAUCAUGGGCCCCCUGCUCGCGCUGGCCGCCAAAUUCGUCUCCGUCAGCAUCCUGGACGACCCCAUCUUCGUGGUCGUGUGCUUCCUGCUCGCUGGCGCGCCGUCCGCGUUGCAGCUGGCGCAGAUCUGCCAGCUGAACAACGUGUACAUGGGCGCGAUGGCCCGGCUGCUGUUCCAGAGCUAUGUUGUCUGGAUCCUCCCCUCCACCCUCCUCCUCGUCAUCCUUGCGCUCAAGGUCGUCCAGUGGGCGACGGCCGCGUGA